AUGUCAUCAAAAAAUCAAGAAACAAGAACAUGCAUGGCACCAUAUGUUCGAAGAAUUAAUUUAAAUAACCAUAAUGGGAGAACUAAGAGAAGAUCCCCAAAACUAUGCCAAAAUUGCAUCGAAACAAACGAUUAUGUCAAUCUAUUGUCUAAGAAAGUAAACAGAAUUGAAGAAAUUGUUGACAAUUUUAAGAAUCAUUCAAAAAAGAAAUCUGUAAGGCCUUCUAUAUUCAAUGCUAAAUUUACUUUGAACAAUGUUCCUUGUGAAUUGGAGUAUGAUUUAUCAAAAUUUUCAUUAGAAGAUUUGCAAAAAUUAGUAAUAUUUACAACAAGUUGCAGCGAUAACAACAAUCAUUAUAACAAUACUUCAUUAAGAUAA
This is a messenger RNA of Rhizophagus irregularis DAOM 181602=DAOM 197198, 378 nucleotides long. RefSeq lists its product as uncharacterized. Lineage: Eukaryota; Fungi; Glomeromycota; Glomeromycetes; Glomerales; Glomeraceae. The record is from RefSeq and is a predicted model, not a curated record.